GCCGAUCUCAGCAACACCCCAGGCGGCGAUGGCUGGCGACUCUAGGAAUGCUAUGAACCAGGACAUGGAGAUCGGAGUCACCCCGUGGGACCCCAGGAAGAUUCCCAAGCAGGCCCGCGACUACGUGCCGGUGGCCACAGACCGCACGCGCCUGCUGGCGGACGGCAAGAAGCCGCGGCAGCGCUACAUGGAGAAGAGCGGCAAGUGCAACGUGCACCACGGCAACGUGCGCGAGACCUACCGCUACCUGAGCGACCUCUUCACCACGCUGGUGGACCUCAAGUGGCGCUUCAACCUGCUGGUCUUCACCAUGGUCUACACCACCACCUGGCUGCUCUUCGGCUUCAUCUGGUGGCUCAUCGCCUACAUCCGGGGCGACCUGGACCACGUGGGCGACCAGGACUGGAUCCCCUGCGUGGAGAACCUCAGCGGCUUCGUGUCCGCCUUCCUGUUCUCCAUCGAGACGGAGACGACCAUCGGGUACGGCUUCCGUGUGAUCACGGAGAAGUGUCCCGAGGGCAUCGUGCUGCUGCUGGUGCAGGCCAUCCUGGGCUCCAUUGUCAACGCCUUCAUGGUGGGCUGCAUGUUCGUGAAGAUCAGCCAGCCCAAGAAGCGGGCCGAGACGCUCAUGUUCUCCAACAACGCGGUCAUCUCCAUGCGCGACGACAAGCUGUGCCUCAUGUUCCGCGUGGGCGACCUGCGCAACUCGCACAUCGUGGAGGCCUCCAUCCGCGCCAAGCUCAUCAAGUCGCGCCAGACCAAGGAGGGCGAGUUCAUCCCGCUGAACCAGACGGACAUCAACGUGGGCUUCGACACAGGCGACGACCGCCUCUUCCUGGUGUCGCCCCUCAUCAUCUCCCACGAGAUCAACGAGAAGAGCCCCUUCUGGGAGAUGUCUCGGGCUCAGCUGGACCAGGAGGAGUUUGAAGUCGUGGUUAUCCUCGAAGGCAUGGUGGAAGCAACAGGCAUGACUUGCCAAGCAAGGAGCUCCUACAUGGAUACAGAGGUGCUCUGGGGCCACCGAUUUACACCAGUCCUCACCUUGGAAAAGGGUUUCUACGAGGUGGACUACAACACCUUCCAUGACACUUAUGAGACCAACACACCCAGUUGCUGUGCCAAGGAGCUGGCAGAAAUGAAGCGGGAAGGCCGGCUCCUCCAGUACCUCCCUAGUACCCCCCUGCCAGGGGGCUGUGCUGAACCAGACCCAGAUGUAGAAACUGAGCAGGAGGGAGAGGAUAACCCCAAGGGACUGAGUGAGUCCCAGGAUUCCAGCGGCUCCGUGUGAGAGCUGCACUCUCAACCUCCCCUCCCUGGCUUCUAUGAACACAGACAUUGCAAGGGGAGUGGAGGUCGGGUAAGAUAGCAAGUGUGCUGAUUAGGGGC
Molecule: messenger RNA, 1386 nt
Organism: Otolemur garnettii (small-eared galago)
Lineage: Eukaryota; Metazoa; Chordata; Mammalia; Primates; Galagidae
Gene: KCNJ5
Product: potassium voltage-gated channel subfamily J member 5
Exons: 3
Coding region: 29-1288 (419 amino acids)
Biological process (GO): regulation of monoatomic ion transmembrane transport; potassium ion import across plasma membrane
Cellular component (GO): plasma membrane
Molecular function (GO): G-protein activated inward rectifier potassium channel activity
Source: RefSeq, a predicted model, not a curated record